Messenger RNA from Perognathus longimembris pacificus (Pacific pocket mouse), 893 nucleotides. It is a transcript of the gene C3H22orf15, whose product is annotated as chromosome 3 C22orf15 homolog. The record is from RefSeq and is a predicted model, not a curated record. The transcript has 5 exons. NCBI's taxonomy places the organism in Eukaryota, Metazoa, Chordata, Mammalia, Rodentia, Heteromyidae. Bases 30 to 488 code for a protein of 152 amino acids.
CGGGUCUGCCUACAUCCCCGCUGUAGGCCAUGUUCAUCACCGUGAAGUAUGGAGCCGGCUGUUGGGAGCUGGUGAAUCCCUGGUGCAGCCUAGUGACCCUCACUGCCCACCUGAAGCAGAGGGGGCAGAUCCCCCCAGAUGUGACCAUCGCCCUCUUGGCUGAGGAUGGGCAUCUAGUGAGCCUGGAUAAGGGCCUGGAGACCUCCUCCACCCCUUCUAUGGGUAGUUCCCUGCUGCAGGAGCGAAGGACCUAUAUCCUGGUGCGCAUCAUCAAGGGAGAGGAUGGAGCCCCCAACUGCUAUGAGUCCCUGUUGGAAAACCUGGAUGACCAGAGUCCAGAGUUGGCAGAGGAGCUGCGCUGGCUGUCAGGUCUCCCUGCCAUGGGCAACAGCCCAAGGAGACGCCUGGGCACUAGGAAUGGCCUCCAGGAGCAAGACCCCCCUUCAAGGUCCCGAAGAGUAGGCUCCAUACCAUCCAAGACCCGCUAGCUGGAGCCAGGUACAGAGAAGGUAUGAGCAAAAAGAAAGAUACACUCCAAAAUGGGAUCACUUCCUGGGGCCAGACACAAGGCAUGCUGAGAGGCAAACCCUCAAUACCAAACCCACACAACAUCUGUAUCCAGAUGUUCUACUGCUUGGCUGGACUAAGAGCAGGAGUGCUUUCAGUGCUUAGGAAUAGAGUGUGAAAUAUAGAAAGUGCUCAGUGCACAACUGCUGAAUGAACUCAGUGAGUGUAUGUGAUAGAACAGCCCGUACUGAGUAUGAAGGGCUUAUUCCUCUGUCCCAACAGGCCCUGUGACCUGACACACUAUAGCCAAGUGGCCAAGCUGGACUUAGAUCUAAGGGAACUGGCUGUAACCUCUGCCUCAUGUGAUCAGCUACAAACUGACAGCA